Molecule: messenger RNA, 1238 nt
Organism: Fomitopsis serialis
Lineage: Eukaryota; Fungi; Basidiomycota; Agaricomycetes; Polyporales; Fomitopsidaceae
Product: heme oxygenase-like protein
Exons: 3
Coding region: 204-977 (257 amino acids)
Source: RefSeq, a predicted model, not a curated record
CUGGUCUAAUUGUGCCGCGCCAAUUUUGCCUUGCCACAAUAGAAUGAGGAGGAGGAGGGGGAGGGUACGGGCGUUAAGGCUAUUGGCCCCUGAUCCUAUUAAGACCAAACAACCACCCAGCGACUCGGAUUCGAGGUCACUGUAAGAUAGUACAGGCCUAUCGGAGGAGGUUUCCAGGAAUCGCAUCUUCACUACCGACGACCAUGUCGACGCCUCCGACGGCAAGUACUACGACGCUCACCGCGCACCUUCUCUCCCUCUCGACGCCGCGCCCAUAUUCAGCAGUCACUGAACACCCAUUCCUCACCGCCGCCGGGCUGGGCACGCUCCCUCCUGCUCUACUCUCACUCUGGCUGGAGCAAGACAGGCUUUACGCAGCACACGGGUAUCCCGCGUUCAUCGGGAGAACGCUGGCUGCUGUCCCGUUCUCGUCGCUGGACGAAGCGGAGUCGCCGAGGGAGCGCCAGAACAAGGAGAUUGUGCGCGUACUGAGUUACGCCCUCACGAAUGUUGUGCGGGAGGUGAAUUUCUUCGGCGAUGUUGCCCGAGAGCACGGUUUGAAGCCGGACGGGUGGAAGGAGCGGAAGGCGACGAGAGACUACACUGCGGAGAUGGCUAAGGUCGGUGCAGAGGGCAGAAUCGAAGACGCAUUGGUGUUCCUGUGGGCGAUGGAGCAGGUCUACUUAGACUCAUGGCGAUACGUUGGAUCGCUGAAGCCAGUCGACGCCGAGGGCGGCACUGCACCCGCAGUCAAGUCGCUCGUCAACAACUGGACCAAUCAAGAGUUCGUCAAGUUCGUCGACGAACUCGCUCAGAUCGUGAACAGCCUUGGCAUCGAACCUGGAUCUCCUGCAUGGAUACGUGCCGAGGCUAUAUGGGCUCGGGUCGUUGAACUGGAAGAGGCGUUCUGGCCCGUCGGGGAGAGGAGCUCAUCAUGCUUAGCGAGAAGAUAUAGAGGUCUUGUACAAGUGAUCUGAAUGCGCAGUGCUGAGCAGUUCCCUUCAAACCUUCACUGUGAGGAAGCUUGAAGGCCUUGAGUGUGAACACUGAACGUUGAACGCUGAGCCUCGCUCGUCGGAUGUCUCGCGCGAGUCGGACAACGUCACGUACAGGCUGUUGCUUACUGGUAUGUGAGUAGUAAGUACUUCAGUGCUCGUCGUGGGAAUGUAUCACCGAAUGUUCGCUCACCAUAUCAUAUGUAGUUCUUCAUGCAACGGAAUGGGUUUGCUGGUUGGGAC